This is a messenger RNA of Mycotypha africana, 678 nucleotides long. Its product is annotated as zinc-ribbon-domain-containing protein. The transcript is spliced from 2 exons. Gene Ontology annotation, biological process: protein ubiquitination; ubiquitin-dependent protein catabolic process. The annotation marks the transcript as partial. The record is from RefSeq and is a predicted model, not a curated record. Gene Ontology annotation, molecular function: ubiquitin protein ligase activity; zinc ion binding. Lineage: Eukaryota; Fungi; Mucoromycota; Mucoromycetes; Mucorales; Mycotyphaceae. Gene Ontology annotation, cellular component: nucleus.
UUAGGGUGUAAACACUACCAACGCAAAUGUAAACUGCAAGCAAACUGUUGUCAAAAACUCGUGUCUUGCCGGUUUUGUCACGACGAUGUAGAAGAUCAUAAUAUAGUCCGCCAUGAAACAAAAAAUAUGCUUUGUAUGCUCUGUAUGACGUUGCAAACUGCUAAUCAAAACUGCCAAAAUUGUGGAGAGGAAAUGGCUCGUUACUAUUGCAAUAAAUGUAAGCUGUGGGACGACGACCCUAAAAAGUCAAUAUAUCAUUGUGAUGAUUGCGGUAUAUGUCGACAGGGCAAGGGUUUAGGCGAAGACUUUUUUCAUUGCAAGAAAUGUAAUAUUUGUCUUAGUAUUACUAUGAAGCAACAUAAAUGUAUUGAAAGGAAUUUGGAAUCCGAUUGUCCCAUUUGUGGUGAGUAUAUGUUUACGAGUACCUCCACUGUGAUAUUCAUGCCUUGUGGGCAUUGUAUCCACAAACAUUGCUAUACGGCUUACAUCCAAACAUCUUAUCAAUGCCCUACUUGUUUGAAAUCACUCGGUGACAUGUCAGAAUAUUUCAAUCGAUUGGAUAAAGAUUUGGAAAGGCAACCUAUGCCAGCAGAAUAUGAAAAAUACAUAUCUCACAUAUUUUGUAACGAUUGUGAAAAGAAAUCACCCGCCAAGUAUCAUUUCUUCUAUCAUAAAUGC